Molecule: messenger RNA, 987 nt
Organism: Mitosporidium daphniae
Lineage: Eukaryota; Fungi; Microsporidia
Exons: 4
Coding region: 1-987 (328 amino acids)
Biological process (GO): succinate transport; transmembrane transport; fumarate transport
Source: RefSeq, a predicted model, not a curated record
AUGGCCCGUAAUGGAAAAGAUCCCCACGACCAAGUUCCGAAGAAAAAGUCACCCUGGACGCAUUUAAUAGCUGGGGGCGGGGCUGGUCUUCUAGAGUCAUGCACCUGCCAUCCAUUAGAUACCAUUAAAGUUAGAAUGCAGUUACGUGGAGAGAUCCUCUCGAAACAAUCAAAAUUAGGCCCUUUUGGUACGUUUAUUUCUAUUGUUCGGGGCGAGGGUCCACUUGCUCUAUAUAAGGGGCUGUUUCCUGUUGUUUCUGCUAUCGUUCCAAAAAUGGCCAUCAGGUUCACUUCUUUUGAGGCGUUUAAAGAUGCCCUGGGCACGCCCUCGGCACAAAAAACAUUUCUUGCGGGGCUUGGAGCUGGGAUUGUGGAAAGCGUUGUUGUAAUGAAUCCCAUGGAGGUGGUAAAAAUCAGGUUACAAGCGCAGAGGCAUGGAGAGCAUCGCUACCGCUCUGCAAGUCAUGCUGCAAUAACCAUCCUUCGAGAGGAGGGUGUUGGCGCCUUUUACAGGGGAGUAACUUUGACUGCCGCAAGACAGGGUAUCCCAAUAGCAACCAACCAGGCGGUAAACUUUACCCUCUACCAGGAGCUCAAAAUGCUGCUUCAGUCGUUUCAAGAUAUCAAAGAGCUGCCAUCUUGGCAGCAUCUGCUGGCCGGCGGAAUAUCAGGCGCGAUCGCUCCGUGCAUAAACGCGCCGAUCGAUAUUUUAAAAACAAGGGUUCAAAGGCAGGCCACGACGACCAGUGGAUCAGGGUUUUCCCUGAUCAGAAAAGUUGCGUCUUCUGUUUAUAAAUCAGAGGGAUUGUUGGGAUUCUACAGCGGACUGACACCAAGGCUUCUCAGAAUCGCACCGGGCCAGGCCAUCACAUUCAUGGUUUAUGAAAAAAUACAGAAAUUUAUCGAAAUUUACUCACCACAAUACCCAAGCUUUGUCACCAUUGGUGCGGUUGAGGAAGUUUCUACUUCCGACGGCAAACUAGAAUAA